This is a messenger RNA of Laetiporus sulphureus 93-53, 3192 nucleotides long. RefSeq names its product LuxS/MPP-like metallohydrolase. The transcript has 17 exons. Gene Ontology annotation, cellular component: mitochondrion; cytosol. Bases 1 to 3075 code for a protein of 1024 amino acids. The record is from RefSeq and is a predicted model, not a curated record. Gene Ontology annotation, molecular function: metalloendopeptidase activity; metal ion binding. Gene Ontology annotation, biological process: peptide catabolic process. Lineage: Eukaryota; Fungi; Basidiomycota; Agaricomycetes; Polyporales; Laetiporaceae.
AUGCCUCCUACGGUGCAAUGGACUACUGUGCGUGCGGUGCACGAAAUGCCGUCGUAUUCGGUCUUCACCGGCAGCGACAUAGAAAAGGGAGAUCUCGACGAUAGAGAUUACAGGCUCAUGCGACUUGAGAACGGGUUACACGUAAUACUAGUACACGAUGCGUCUUCGGACAAAGCAGCUGCUUCCUUGACCGUCCAAGUCGGUGCAAUGCAUGACCCGGAAAGCUGGCCUGGGUCCCAUGGGGCAGACAACGCCCAGGGAAUGGCUCACUUCUGUGAACACAUGAUUUCAAAGGGCUCAGAAGUGUUCCGCGAGGAGAACGAUUUCCUAUCUUUCAUCUCAACCAAUGGUGGAAUCCGCAACGCCGCGACUGCUCCGUCGCACACCUACUACUGGUUCUCGGUUGGUUCGGCGUUUCUAGCCGGUGGUCUCGCACGCACUGCGACUUUCUUUCACUCUCCACUCUUCACCGAGUCUCUCACAAAGAGAGAGAUCAACGCAGUAGACUCAGAAUACCGAAGAAACGUACAAAACGAUACACGGCGGGUUUACCACAUUACGAAAAUCCUUAGCUUGCCUGGUCAUCCAUACGCACAUUUUAGCACAGGUAAUGUCGACAGCAUAACAGAAAGAGCGAGAGCUUCCCGUCACACUAGUAACAACACAACUGGGGAGUCCACCGACGACACUCGAAUAUGGAAAGAGACUCGCAGGGAACUCGUUGGAUGGUGGGAACAACACUAUUGCGCAGGCCGCAUGACUCUUGCUGUGCUCGGAAGAGAGUCGCUGGACGAAUUGGCAAGAAUGGUUGUUCCGCUCUUUUCUCUGAUUCAAAACAGGGGAUUGGAACCACGGCCCAUGAUCAUACAGCCCUUAUGGGGCUCAUCAGAAAUGGGGUCCAUCAUUUUUAUCAAGACCGUCAAGGAUUACUACGGGUUUUCUCUCACAUUCCUCAUCCCUGAUCAGCGCCCGCACUACAAGGUCCAACCUGCUGCAGUAGUCACUCAUUUUCUCGGACACGAAGGGCCCGGAAGUGUCUGCGCAUACUUGAAACGCAAAGCAUGGAUCUUUAGCCUUACCGCUUCUCUAAACAGCCGAAACUCUAGCGUGCAGUACCUGAAGGUGGAAGGGAGACUGACUAAGGAUGGAUACGCGCACUAUGGAGACGUACUCCUUGCAAUCUACGGCUAUUUAAAUAUGCUUCGCUCCUCGCCUCUCGACGAAUACCACUUCAAGGAGAUCAGUUCCAUGUCGAAGAUCAGGUUUCGCUUCCAGGAGAAGAGCCAACCUCACACAUACGUGAAUUGGCUGUCAUACCAAUUGUCAGAGGAGUAUCCGCCUGAGUUGAUUCUGAGCGGGGAUUCCAUAAUACGCGAGUGGGAUGAAGUAUUAGUGCGCAAGACGCUGGAAGUGCUGAGGCCCGAGAACGGCCGCGUGACGCUGGAGGCCCGCGAACAUGCCGAGGAAAUCAUUGGCAAAGACGCGCAGUGGUGUACAGAGAAAUGGUAUGGCACGCGGUACUGCGUCCAGAGAAUUGAUUCUUCUCUGAUGGAUAAGGCUCAACAACCGAAUGAGAAUCUGGAACUGUUCUUGCCGCGUCCGAAUCCGUACGUCCCCGCGGACCUCAAUGUCGAGAGGAAAGAUGUAUCAGAGCCUGCGAAGAUGCCCGUGUGUAUUCAUCGCACGAAUAUCUCCACAUUGUGGCAUAAACGAGACGAUCAAUUCUGGGUACCCAAGGCAUUUGUUAGGGUUGCCAUCAAAAGCCCUCUAGCUUAUGCAACUCCAAGGAGUGCAGUCAUGUCUCGGCUCAUUGCGGACCUCGUUGAAGAUGCCCUAUCCGAAGUUGCUUACGACGCCGAGCUCGCUGGUUUAGCAUACUCAGUCUCCAAUAACCGGAAGGGUUUUCUAAUAUCUGCAAGCGGAUUUAACGAUAAGCUGCCUGCGCUACUUAUGACAGUGUUGCAUACGUUGAAGGACUUGGCAGUAGACCCGGUGAGGCUGAAAGUGGUUGCGGAACAGGUAGAACGCGGAUAUCGGAACUUCUACUUGGGACAGCCGUCGAAUUUAUCCGAGGAAUUCGCCGCAUGGUCGUUGAUGCCUACGGUAUGGACACCAAUGGACAGGCUUGAUGAGCUGAGAUUCAUACGGGCAGAGGAGGUGCAGUUCUACAAGGAUGAACUGAUGGCUAAGGUGCAGAUAGAGAUGUUGGUGAACGGGAACUACUCUCAGCAGCAAGUGACGGGCAUUAUGAAGCGCGUGGAAGAGUGCAUCUCACCUCGCCCCCUUCUACCGAUGGAGCUCUCCCAAGAGCGAUCACUCAUAUUACCUGAGGGUUCGAAUUUCGUUCUACGCAAAGUGCACAGCAAUCUACAGGAGGAAAACAGUAGCCUUUCUUACUAUUGUCAAUUCGGCGAAGUUGGCGGCGAUGCGCUUCGCCCUGUCCUUCUGUUCAUUGCACACAUCAUCAAGGAACCCACGCAUUCUCAGCUGAGAACCCGUGAACAAUUGGGGUACGUCGUGGCCAGCUCCUCCUGGACCGUCGCCAGUUCGAUGGGCCUUGGGAUCAAAGUCCAGAGCACCCGAGCGCCGUGGGAUGUCGAGGAACGUGUGAACUCAUUCCUUGACAGUUAUCGUGAUGUUUUAGCUGGAAUGUCACCAAACGAAUUCGAGUUGCAGAAAGAGGGACUUGUCGUGAAAAUGAUGGAGAAAGUCAAGAAUCUUGCCGAAGAGACAAGCCGUUUUUGGAACCACAUUAGUUCGGGAUAUUAUGAUUUCUUACGACACGAGAAAGAUGCCAAUGCUGUCCGUGUGUUACGGAUUGAUGACGUGCUGGCGGCUUAUGACCAGUUCAUCCGACCGUCAACGGAUCCGUGUACAAGAAAGAAGCUAUCGGUACAUCUCCUUUCUGAACAGUUGAAGUCCGAAGAGCCCCAAAUCUCUCCGAAGGUUUCGCUUCUUACGGACAGUGCGUUAUGGACGUUCAAGGCCAAGUUGACAUGCUAUCCCGCGGCCGUUCCUGUCGGGUUGCAGCUGGAUUCUGAUGGCGUGCCGAUGCGGGAGAAGGCCAUGCUGUAGAUCCCGUAGUUAUGGUGUUCUUUGUCACGCUUAAUCCUGGGCUGCGUCGGGCGUCUGCGGAGUUUGAAUGGAACAAAGCGCGGUGAUGCGCGCCUGUGCGAUUACUUUGCUCCCGCC